Messenger RNA from Phytophthora nicotianae INRA-310, 507 nucleotides. RefSeq lists its product as hypothetical. The transcript has 2 exons. The coding region runs from base 1 to 507 and encodes 168 amino acids. NCBI's taxonomy places the organism in Eukaryota, Oomycota, Peronosporomycetes, Peronosporales, Peronosporaceae. The record is from RefSeq and is a predicted model, not a curated record.
AUGAAGUCCCCAUGGCCGUCCACGUCUGCGUUGGAAGCCCGAUUCACACAAGCGAAAAUGAGUAGUGAAGGUGGUGCCUAUUUACUAAGCUCACAAUAUUGUGCCUUUAACCAAAGAGAGGUCGGCGUCAUGUGCCAAGUUCCACGUUGGCAAUUACGACUCCAAUGGUAUUGUCUCGAUCCACUGACCCCCAGUAAAUACGCCAAGUACUUGCUGAAUCAACUUGUCGGUGAGAAGAAGGAGCUGGUCACCUUCAAGUACACAACCCAUGCCACCAUCGUAACGACACAGAUGGUUGCUGGCGAUCCGUGGAGCGAAACCUGUGCAAUGAAAGUUCUCGCGUCGUAUGUGAGAAAUGGUGGCGAUCUUGACAGCUUGGACAAAUCAUGCGUCGACGAAAUGCCAGCUUUUAUUUUGACCACGCCGGAUUACUAUCUAGAGAGCUACCUCGGCACAGAUGAUGCUUACGAUGGCGAGUAUAAUUCGAGCUUGGUGUCGUAUUCGUAG